AUGAAGGUCUCGCAGGUGUACCUAUCGUUGUUGGGCCUGCUGCCGGCGGUAGCAGGUCUCGGUCAACAGUCAAUUGUUGCCUUUAACAAGUCAGAUGAUGCUUUUCAACUUGUUGGUGGAGAUGCUGGGUCUGGCCAGAUUCGUGUCUCUAAGGAUGAGUACUGGGGCGUCAUUCGCGCGGCUGGUGAUCUCGCGGUCGACUUUGGCCGUGUUACAGGCACGAACUUCACUCUGAGCAACGGCAAGAAGAAGGCAUCACCGGCCAAGUAUAAGUUUAAGCCUGUGAAUGUCAAGAACAACACACAUUUCCGCACUCUUGAUGAACAGCACUUCUCAGGACCAAACUACUCAGACCCCAACGCUGGCAACACCAAGAUCAUCGUUGGUACAAUUGGCCACUCUGAGCUCAUUGACAAGCUCAUCAAAGAUGGCUCACUCGACGUUAGCAAGAUCAAAGGCAAGUGGGAGUCUUUCGUCAGCCAGCUCGUCAAAGAUCCCAUCAAGGGCACUGCUGAAGCCCUGGUCAUUGCCGGAAGUGACCCCAGAGGUACAAUCUACGGUAUUUAUGACAUCAGCGAGCAGAUCGGUGUGAGUCCUUGGUACUGGUGGGCAGAUGUCCCAAUCCGCAAGCGAGAUGAGAUCUUUGUGCUCGCCAAGCCCAAAAUUCAGAAGUCUCCAUCAGUAAAGUACCGUGGUAUCUUCCUCAACGAUGAGCAGCCCGGUCUUUCCAGCUGGGUCGGUUCACGUUGGGACCCAACCUGGAACAACAAGGCUCCCUACAACCACGAAUUUUACGCCCUCGUCUCGGAACUACUUCUCCGUCUUCGAGCCAACUACCUCUGGCCCACUGUCUGGGGGAGUAUGGUCUACAUCGACGAUCCUCUCAACCAGCCACUUCUCGACGCUUACGAGAUUGUUCUCGGUGGAUCUCACACUGAGCCCAUGAUGCGAGCACAGAACGAGUUCCGAACGUUCUACGAGGGUGAGUGGCAGUACAAGACCAACAACGAGACCAUCGACGAGUACUUCCGUUAUGGUGUUUCUCGUGCCAAGCCAUAUGCUAGAAACAGUCUUUGGACUAUGGCCAUGCGAGGAACUGGCGACACAGCUAUUGAAGGUGAUCUCGGCAUUGAUGGGAUUGUUGAGAUGCUCGAGACCCUUGUUGACAAUCAGCGGGAGAUCCUCAAGGAAGGCCUCAAGGUUAAGAACUUGACUGAUGUUCCAUCUUUGUGGUGUCUCUACAAGGAGGUUCAGUCUUAUCAAGAGCGUGGCCUUGUCGUUCCCGAGGACAUCACCCUUCUCUGGGCUGAUGACAACUGGGGCAACAUCCGUCGUCUACCUCUCGCGAACGAGACAGAUCGCUCUGGCGGUGCUGGUGUCUACUACCACUUCGACUACGUUGGUGAUCCCAGAAACUACAAGUGGAUCAACACUAUUCAACUCGAGAAGACCACCGAGCAGAUGACUCUCGCCUACCACCGAAACGCGCGUCGCAUUUGGAUCGUCAACGUAGGUGAUCUCAAGCCAAAGGAGAUUCCCAUCAGCCACUUCAUGGAUCUCGCCUACGACGUCGAGAAGUGGGAGAAGGAGGGUACAACCAAGUGGGUUGAGGCUUGGGUUGAGCGGGAAUUCGGCAGUGAACACGUCGAGGCCAUCACGAGCAUCAUGACGCGCUAUGGCAUGUACGCUGCCCGCCGCAAGUUCGAGUUGCUCGAACCCCAAGUCUACUCUGUGAUCAACUACCAUGAAGCCGAGGCUAUUCUUGAGCAGUGGGCUACUUUGAAGGAGGAUACACAGGCUGUUUACGACAAGCUUGAUAAAGAGUAUCAGCCCGCUUUCUUCGAGAUGCUGCUACAUCCUGUUCUUGGUGGUGAGAUCGUGAAUAAGAUUCAGAUCUACGGCGCUAGGAACCAGUUGUACGCGGGACAGAAGCGUAACUCUGCUAAUGAUGUUAUCUGGAAGUCUGUGGAUUUGAUGUACAAGGAUUCGAAUCUGACUCAGCGAUGGAAUGAGGUUCUUGAUGGCAAGUGGGCACACAUGCUCGAUCAAACUCACCUUGGCUAUGAUGGAUACUGGCAACAGCCAAUGAGAAACACCCUCCCCGAUCUCCGCUUCGUCCAAGAUGUCUGGCCAUCACUCGGCGGCCAAUACGGCGUUGGCGUCGAGGGUUCCAACGCCACUAUCCAGGGCGACAGCCGCUGGCACUCCUUGUCCUCCAACAGCCUUGAACUCCCUCCUCUGGAACCCCACGGCGCCCAGUCCCGAUACUUCGAUGUAUUUCACCGUGGAAACAAGGGCUGCAACUGGCGCGCAGCACCAUGGGAGGACUUUGUCCAGCUAUCGCAGUACAACGGUACAGUCGGUGGUGAUAACGGUACUGAUAGCCGUGUUUACAUCACGGUUGACUGGGACAAUGCUCCCCAGGCACCUAACACGACACAAGUCAUGAUUAACAUCACGAGUGAUUGCCGUGGCUUUGAGAAGUAUGCUGGUGAAGAGCCAAAGCUGGUUGUGACGGUCAUCAACAGAGAGGUUCCUGAUAGCUUCAAAGAGGGAUUCGUUGAGUCUGAUGGACAUGUUUCCAUCGAAGCAUCACACUAUCAGAAGAUUCACGACGGUGAUUCUGACGACUCCUCUCUCGAGUAUCACACCAUCAAGAACUACGGUCGUACUCUCGCUGGCAUGGGCUUGUAUCCCCUCAACACCGAGAAGCUCAAGAUCGGCGAGGGUCCAGCUCUGGAGUACGACAUGUAUCUCUUCAGCAACAACUCAGUCGUCAACGUGACAGUCUUCAUGUCCCCAGGCGCCAACUACCUCGGCGACCGCAACCCUCUGCAGUACGGCAUCACCCUCUUCCCAGCGGACAAGGAGCAGCCCGACCCGAAGAUCGUCACACCCAUUGGUCCCAACAAGGGAACUAACAUGCCUGAUGGUUGGGGUUACGCCGUUGGUAACGCUGUCUGGGGCUUAUAUGGAAACUACACCACUUCGGCGUUCAAUGUUCCUAAGGAGGGAGCCUAUAAGCUGAGAAUCUGGGCACUUCUACCGAAUAUUUUGAUUCAGAAGAUCGUGGUUGAUCUUGGUGGUGUCAGACAGUCUUAUCUUGGCCCACCUGAGAGUUUCUUGCUCGGACGGGAUGAGAUGGGCAAGUAUAACGGUACCUCGUUCGUGAGCACGCCAGGAAUCGUUGGAGGAACUUUCGACAAAGAGUAA
Molecule: messenger RNA, 3213 nt
Organism: Fusarium musae
Lineage: Eukaryota; Fungi; Ascomycota; Sordariomycetes; Hypocreales; Nectriaceae
Exons: 4
Coding region: 1-3213 (1070 amino acids)
Source: RefSeq, a predicted model, not a curated record